This is a messenger RNA of Quercus lobata, 634 nucleotides long. RefSeq lists its product as uncharacterized. The coding region runs from base 168 to 365 and encodes 65 amino acids. The transcript has 2 exons. NCBI's taxonomy places the organism in Eukaryota, Viridiplantae, Streptophyta, Magnoliopsida, Fagales, Fagaceae. The record is from RefSeq and is a predicted model, not a curated record.
CAAUAUUUAUUGCAAACCUCGCGCGACCAUGAGAAGCUAGAGAGCUUGAACAAUCACACCUGCUCCGAGAUAGAGGAAAACACUGUACAAUCUUUGAAAUCCGUACAGCUCUCUCUAACAACUUCAACUUUUGUAUCAAAGAGGAUCCAGUUCUUUAGGUAGUACUUAUGGAAGUAAAACCAACAGUUGCCCUGAGGGCUAUACUCGUAGGAGGACUAGCAGCAUUUGCAAAAAUAGCUGGUGCAAUGAAGGCUGCAGGUGGUGUAAAGAUAGGUGCAGCAGCUGCCGCCAUGACAGCAGCAGCAACUGCAGCUGUGUCAACAAAGAAGGAACAAAAGGAUGAGUCUAAGCAGCCUUCGAAAUGACCUUUUGUAGUUGUGGUUAGCUAGUAAUUAUGUAGUAGAGCCACGUUCCAUUGAGUGUGUGGAAUAAAAGUUGGCUAUAUUUUAAGUUUUUGAAUUGUAAACUUGAUGUAAGACCAUGUAUAAACCGUAUGAAAUAAAAGAGAUGACAUUGUAGAUUUACAUUCAACAACUUGGCUAUAUAUGAAAAUUUUGAAUUGUAAGAUUGACUGGAAGCUGAUGUACGAACCAUUUGAAAUAAAAUGAAUAGACAUUGUUUGAUUUACAUUGAA